AUGGCCGCUAUUGCGCCGGUUAUUAGCAGCUUUUCGCUCAUUUUCGGAGGAUGUUGCGCCAACGUUUACUGUUUGGAAGCAAUAGUGAAACAAGAGCCUGACAGCGGCUUACUCAUCACGCUCUUUCAGUUUGUGUUUACAUGUCUCUCAACGCUACACUACCAAUUCGACCCAAAUGGCCGCUACUUUAUGAGGAGUUCACCCGUCCCUUUUCGAAAGUGGUGUGUUAGCGCUGCGUUGUUCUUCACAGUCAAUAUGCUGAACAACUGGGCUUUUGCCUUCAACAUCUCAGUGCCUGUCCACAUUAUCCUCAGAAGCUUUGGUAGCGUGACUACUAUGACAGCUGGAUGGUUCCGCGGCAAGAGAUAUACUUUUCUACAAGUCUUCUCCGUUGCGAUUUUGACACUGGGCGUUAUGGUGUCCGCAUGGGCGGAUGCGCAGUCGAAGGGCAAGAACAUGGAGGCUUCGAGCUCCGAUGAGUCCAAUUCGUCUCUCCAGGCUGGUCUUCUCAUCCUGCUUAUCGCACAACUGCUUUCGGCAUGGAUGGGAGCCUAUGUUGAAGACGUUUAUCGCGACCAUGGCAAGGACUGGCAGGCCAACCUCUUCUACUCUCACUUGCUGUCCAUCCCGUUCUUCGCAGGAUUCGCCCCAGUCUUGACUCAACAAUUCAAGCGUCUCCAGGCUUCGCAAUCGUUCGAAGUACCACCCAAAGUCGCCGAAAGCCUCCCGCCAAUCGUCAACAGUAUCUUGGCUUCGACAUCACAGCACGUCAUUUACCUUACCGCCAACGCUCUUACGCAACUACUCUGCAUUACCGGUGUCAACAUGCUUAGUGCCAACACCUCUGCCGUUACUGUUACGAUAGUGUUGAAUAUCAGGAAGUUGGUGAGCUUUUUGUUGAGUAUAUGGCUAUUCGGGAACCAGAUGAGCGGAUUGAUGAAGGUUGGCGCUGCAAUGGUGUUUGGUGCGGGUGCAUUGUACGGAUGGGAAACUUCGUAUCGCAUUCCACAGCAGAAGAAGCUCGAAGCCGAAAAGGGAAAAAAGGGCCAGUAA
Alternaria atra is the source of this 1053-nucleotide messenger RNA. RefSeq lists its product as uncharacterized. The transcript is spliced from 4 exons. Gene Ontology annotation, molecular function: UDP-N-acetylglucosamine transmembrane transporter activity. Gene Ontology annotation, cellular component: endoplasmic reticulum membrane; Golgi membrane. The record is from RefSeq and is a predicted model, not a curated record. Lineage: Eukaryota; Fungi; Ascomycota; Dothideomycetes; Pleosporales; Pleosporaceae. Gene Ontology annotation, biological process: transmembrane transport. Bases 1 to 1053 code for a protein of 350 amino acids.